CUGAUUUGACCGCGUUUCCAUUACUGACACGGUUAGAUCUUUCGAACAAUUCCUUAAAUGGGACCAUUGACAAAAGUAUUGGACAACUUUCGAAGAUGGAAUAUUUGGACACCACUCUGAAUUCAUUGGAAGGCAUUAUCUCUGAAAGCCACUUCUCAACCCUCUCUAGCUUGAAAUAUUUGGACUUCUCUAAUAACAAACUAAUUCUCAACAUCAGCUCCAGCUGGAUUCCUCCUUUUCAACUCGAUGUUAUACGGUUAGAAUCUUGCAAGUUGGGGCCUGACUUCCCAGAAUGGCUUCGAAAUCAAAACAAUUUCUCCGAGCUUGAUGUCUCUGGAGCUGGAAUUUCUGAUGAUGUCCCGAAUUGGUUUUGGGAUCUGCCUCCCAACUUGGUUAACAUAGAUAUCUCUAAUAACCAGAUGAAGGGCUUGGUGCCUGAUUUAUCUUCCGCAGUUUCCUUCUUCAAAAUAAAUUUAAGUUCAAACAGCUUUACAGGCCAAAUACCGCGACUUCAUUCCCAUGUAUCGAUCUUGGAUCUAUCCAAAAACUUGUUUUCGGGGUCCAUUUCGAUCAUAUGUGCGGUUUCCUUUCUCGUGUACGUUGACCUUUCAAGUAACCAAUUAUCGGGAGGGCUUCCCGACUGUUGGGAACUUUUUCAAUCACUACAAAUGCUCAAUUUGGCCAACAACACUUUAUCCGGAGAACUUCCAAGAUCAUUUGGUUCCUUCUUAAACCUCAAAGUAUUGCAGUUAAGCAACAAUAAUUUCUCCGGGGAAUUGCCCGAGUCCUUGAAGAACUGCCCGCAUUUGAUAAUUAUUAACUUGGGAGGAAACAGAUUCACUGGAAAAAUACAACCGUGGUUGGGGACACGUAUCCCGAAUUUAAUGAUUCUUAGUAUACGCUCCAACAGAUUCUAUGGAGACAUACCUCGAGAUAUUUGCCUCCUUAACUCCCUCCGUGUUUUGGAUUUCUCUCAGAAUGAUUUGUCCGGGAAGCUGCCACCGUGUUUUGACAAUUUUUCUGCUUUGGUUCAAAGAGAUUAUAGCAUGAAAGAAACCAUCGAUUUUGCAUAUUACAGCACCAUUUACCUGGGGAAUGUAUUGGUGCAAUGGAAAGGACAAGAACGGGGGUACCAAAGAAGACUCAGGCUCUUAAAAAUGAUUGACUUUUCUAGCAACAAAUUUUCGGGGGAAAUUCCACAGGAAAUCACUAGUCUUGCAGAGGUGGUCUCCUUGAACUUGUCCAGAAACGAUUUUACCGGUAAAAUCGUCCAGAACAUUGAUCGAAUGAAAAUGUUGGAAUCUCUUGACUUGUCUAGAAAUAGACUUUUUGGCAAGAUUCCUCCAACCCUAGCUGCUCUAAAUUUUCUAAGCGUGUUGGACUUGUCUAACAACAACUUGUCUGGAAAAAUCCCAACAAGCACCCAACUGCAAAGCUUUGAUGCCUCGGUUUAUUCUGGGAAUGCUCAACUUUGUGGGGUUCCACUUCCAGAUAAGUGUCCGGGGGAAGAACAAGGCGGCAAGAAAGGGAUUCAAGAAGGAGAUGAUGAGGACAUGUUUACUACACCGGCAUUUUAUAUCAGCAUGGGCGUUGGCUUUGCGUGUGGAUUCUGGGCAAUUUUUGGCACAAUUCUCUUUAGUAGUGUGUCAAGAUAUGCCUGGUUCAAGUUCUUGGACGAAGUAGCAGAUUGGUUGUACGUUACCACAGCAGUGAACUUUAAUAGAUUGAAGAGGCGACUUCGGGGCUAAUCGGUAUGUGUCUUUCCAAGGUUGUUUCUUUAUUUCUUUUUUCUCCAGUCCUCCCCGGCUAUAUAAUUGCACAUCGAUACUGUUACUGUUGUUGUGCAUGCAGGCAUUGGUAUCACGGUAUACCCUUUUUUCACAAUGUAACCCACAAUUUAAGUGCAAAAACUUGCUUGAGUUCUUGGUUUCUUCUGGUUCUCUUUUUCUAUUCGCAACAUUCAAUCUAUUGAAAGCUAGCUUUGGCUCUUCAAUGCUAGGAUUCAUAACCAAACAAAUGGCUCUUUAAUGCUAGUUUAGUUUUUCAAAUCGAUACCCUUUCUUCCUUUUGACAACUCAAGGAUUGUAAUGUAGCGAAACAUAUUAAUAUACCAGCUUAAAUUUACUUCACGGCAUGUCAUAUAUGUUACUUCAAGCAGAAGAGUUGUAUUUAAAGAGUGAUAAUUGACAAAUCUCAAUUUUUUUUGUUGUUGUUUCCUUUUCUUUCCCUUCUAUUCCCGUUUUCCAGGAAAGCUAGCAUACCCGACCUAAGGCACCGGCUACUUGGAAUGAAUUUUCGAUCGAUGGUGCAGAAGUCUUUGAUAUCAGCUCUGAGUAGGCUUGUGUUGAGGGAAAGGAAAGUAUCUAAUGAAAUAUCGUUUCCUUCUUACUGGGAACUCUGUUCUACUAUGUUUUUGUUUGUUCCACUUUGGUCGGACUUGUCGGUAAAACGACGGGGAGGGUCUCGUUUGAAGUAUUGUAUAUAUCUUACAAUUUCAAGCAAUAAGAAACGGGUUUGGAAUUUUAUUCCAUCUGCAUUUUGGUUAAGUACUCCGCUUAUAUCAUUCUUCGAGUUUAGGGUGCUAAUUACUUGCACACAGUUGAUCCCAAACUUGGGAAAACGGAGAUUGCACAGUUGAUGGUUUGACAACCGCAUAAAAAUAAUCCUGUCAAUGGGAAUCCAAAUAUAACCGUCUAAUGCAUUGUGGUUUUUUAUUUUCUAAAGAUUAGAUAUAAUAAAAACAUAGAGAAAAUCUGAACCGUUGUAUGACAAACAAAUCGUUAGUACUUUGCAUGUUGUGGUCGUUUAUGUCUUAUAAAAAAAUUCGCAUUUGUGAUAAUUUGGGUCGGCCCAGAUAUGGUCCAAACAGAAACUAAAGUGGAAGAUGGACUAGAAGUAUAGAUGUAAUUGUUAGUCAUUAUUUUAUUUUAUAUAACUACAAUCCUUAACAUGAAGAAUUUUAAAUCACUACUCUCAAGUAGUUAUUUCAAAUCUAUCAUAAAAGAGCUCUCAAACUC
Messenger RNA from Rhododendron vialii, 3017 nucleotides. Its product is annotated as receptor-like protein EIX2. Lineage: Eukaryota; Viridiplantae; Streptophyta; Magnoliopsida; Ericales; Ericaceae. Gene Ontology annotation, molecular function: protein binding. The transcript has a single exon. The coding region runs from base 96 to 1748 and encodes 550 amino acids. The record is from RefSeq and is a predicted model, not a curated record.